AUGGCUAGAAUAUUCCUUACCGGUGCUUCUGGCUUUAUUGGAGGGGAGAUUCUCUACAACCUUGUCAAAUACCACCCAGAAUACACCAUCCGAGCCCUCUUUCGAGAUUCAAAGAAGGCCCAGUCGCUCACAGGCGUCUUUGCCAACACCCAAGUCGUCGAAGGUAGCCUGGAUGACGAUGUCGUUCUCAUCAAAGAAGCAGCAGAGGCCGACAUUAUUGUGCAUGCGGCUGCCACUGGACAUUUGAGGAGUGUACAGACAAUACAUGAAGCUCUCAAGAAGCGACCGGCAGACGGGCGGCCCGUUUAUUGGAUUCAGGUCAGCGGCGCUACGGCCGUCUCGGCGGCUGAACUCGCCGAUAAGUCUCGAGUCCCUGGCUCUCCCAGCGACGCCAUAUGGGAUGAUCUUGACGGCGUCGCCGACAUUCGCGACAUGAUCCAGAAGCACCCAUCCCGUGCAGUAGAUAACUAUAUGCUCUCUGUCGCGCAAGACACGCCCCAGGUCAACACCGCCAUCCUGUUUCCUCCGAUCAUCUUUGGGACCGGCCAUGGUCCCAUCAACCAGCGCAGCAUUCAGAUCCCCAGGCUGGCCAAAGCAACUCUCGAGCGAAAGAGGGGUCUCGUCGUUGGCAAGGGCGAGAAUCGAUGGGGCAGCGUCCACAUCCGCGAUUUGGGCAGGCUGGUGCUUAAACUCGUCGAAAGUGCUACUGAGCCUGGCCAGUACGAUGAGCAGCUCUGGAACGACAACGGUCUCUAUAUGCUUGGUCUGGAGGAGACGACUUUUCGACAUCUCUCAGAACGCGUUGCAGAGCUUGCGGUAGGAAAGGGCUUCAUUCCAUCAGCAGCAGGAAUUGAGCAAGUCCUUGGCGGCGAGGCCUACAUGCUCCUACCUCAUGCUACCGUGAUCUAUGGCACCAAUGCGCGCAGCAGGGCCCGCCGCGGGCAGGAGGUCCUAGGUUGGAAGCCGGAGCAUGUACCGGGGUUGGAACAGGGCAUCGUCGAGGCAGUAGACGUGGAAGCCAAGCUGCUUGGCCUGGCCUAG
Molecule: messenger RNA, 1041 nt
Organism: Purpureocillium lilacinum
Lineage: Eukaryota; Fungi; Ascomycota; Sordariomycetes; Hypocreales; Ophiocordycipitaceae
Source: RefSeq, a predicted model, not a curated record